This is a messenger RNA of Nicotiana attenuata, 1568 nucleotides long. RefSeq names its product protein IQ-DOMAIN 1-like. The coding region runs from base 248 to 1186 and encodes 312 amino acids. The transcript is spliced from 6 exons. The record is from RefSeq and is a predicted model, not a curated record. NCBI's taxonomy places the organism in Eukaryota, Viridiplantae, Streptophyta, Magnoliopsida, Solanales, Solanaceae. Gene Ontology annotation, molecular function: protein binding.
ACCAACCAUUUGUUCUUUCUUUCUUUACUUUUUAUGUCACUUUUUCUCAAGUAUUUCUUCUCUUCUACUCAUCCUAUAUUUUUUUCCACUGCCAUCACUACUCUUGCACUUAAUUGAUUUUCCUCUUUUUAUUCUGAUUUUUCUUCGCAUUUUGGAGAUACCCAUUUGCCAGAAAGGGCUAAAGCUAAGCCUACAUGUGAAGAUUUUUCCCCCCUGCAGAGUAAGACAUAUAUAACAAGCACCUGCAAUGGGUUCUGCGGACUGGCUUAAGAAUGUAAUUGGUAUGAGAAAAGCAAAGGAUGGGAAAUCAAAAAAAUUAAAGGGAACGUCAGCAAUCAAAAAGUCUAAUGGAUGCAAAGGGGAUGAUCCCCUGCAGAAAGAGCCAUCUAAAAUAACCAAUGGUGUCUUGAUCAAGAAUCAGAGGGAACUGGGAAUGCCUAUUGAUGACAGAGCAGCUAUUAAGAUUCAGAAAGCAUUCCGUGCUUACGUGGCUAGGAAAACAUUACGUCGAUUGAAAGGAAAUGCAAGGUUACAGUCCCUGACACAACGUCUGUCGGUGAAAAAACAAGCUUCAUCAGCUUUGAACUAUAUCCACUCGUGGAACAGGAUGCAAACUGAGAUUAGAGAUCGCCGUGCCCGUAUGGUAACAGAAGGGCGUCUUGAGCGGAAGAAGCUGGAGAAUCAAUUGAAGCUAGAGGCAAAGCUUCAAAAUUUAGAGGUAGAGUGGAGUGGUGGCCCUGAAACAAUGGAAGUUAUUCUAGCAAGGAUUCACCAGAGAGAAGAAGCAGCAACGAAACGGGAGCGUGCUAUGGCCUAUGCAUUUUCACAUCAGUGGAGAGCCAAUUCCAACCCAGUAUUUGGAUCGGGUAAUCAUGAAAUGAGCAAAGCUAAUUGGGGCUGGAGCUGGACGGAUCGCUGGAUUGCUGCUCGACCAUGGGAAAGCCGAGUUCCUGUUCACACAAGUCCAAAGAAAGUCAAUGGUAAAGCAAGUAAGACCACUAAAAGUAGUACUACUCCAACAAAGAAAACACCAAUUUCUGUUAAAUUGACUUCGCCUAGUGGGAAAGGCACCGUAAAAGCUAAAAAUUCAAAUGAAGUAGCUGAUAAAGUAGCUGCACAAAAAGUAAGCAGCAAAGUCAAGGAGACAGGCACUGAGAAACAAGAGGCGGUAGUAGAAGCAAACUGAAAAGGAUAAGAUGUUGAAGGCAAGACAUUUGGGUUUUUUCAUUUUACUGAGGAUGGGGGUGAAGAAAAAUAUCGUGUAAGUUUAAUCACCGAGCAUGAGUUGAUGGAUGUGGAGUGCUUUGUCUGAGAGUUCGCAUUGUUUCUCUUUAUUUUUCCAAACUCUUCUUAUCUGAGAUGGUAAGUUAUUCAUCAUAGGUUAAAAUGUGUAUAGAUGUCAUAUCUCAUUCAAGAGUAUUUAUAUUAUAGCUUUGAGUGCCCAGAAUAAUCCUGUUCCGAUGUCUAUUAUUGCGGGGUGCUUUUUUAUUUGUAUAGAUUGUUUUCUUCCUUGCCGAUCACAAGGCAAGUCAGCAGCUUUUCUAGAAUUACAUAUCUAUUUGAAACAA